Molecule: messenger RNA, 3668 nt
Organism: Sphaerulina musiva SO2202
Lineage: Eukaryota; Fungi; Ascomycota; Dothideomycetes; Mycosphaerellales; Mycosphaerellaceae
Exons: 6
Coding region: 1-3522 (1173 amino acids)
Source: RefSeq, a predicted model, not a curated record
AUGGCCAAGCUCUUGAUGAAAAUUGACCUGUCAGACGACCGACAGCACCCACCUGCAAGAGCCGGCCGAAGCCAGACGCUCAAGCAGGGCGAGAUCAUUGCCAUCCACAGCAAGCUCACGGCGCAGAAUGGCGAGCUUCUGUGUUGUGACGUGAAGCGUAAGAAGAAGCCACCAAGCUGCGCUGUCUACACCACUCAAGGUGCUAGUGAAACAGCUCAAGCAGUCUUGAACACCAACGAUCUGGUCCUCGGCAUGGCCAUCUCUUACGCCGUCCCCAAAGCCAUACCACAAUCGAAACAGCAUAUAAAGAGCCCUAUAGACAGUUUCAAAGCACAACUGCCCGACAAUUCUCGCCCACUUCUCUCCUUCUUACCGCCUCAAACGUGUUUCCUGUUCAGCUGUCCGUUCUUGAUCAGAGCAAUCGUCCAGCCAGCAGCCUCGACGCGCGCCUCCUCGGAGAAUCUUACCAAACCGACGCAUGAAGCCACUGUGUUAAAUUGCUACGAAUCUUUCGAUUCCGCAACCGGACAUGUACCAACAGUUCUUUUGUCUCCUCCAUCCGAACCCUUCCACCAGCAGGCUCAGCCACGUGAGCGACAUUGCACCGGGGCUGGUGUCGAGGUCCGAGCAGAGGGUGGACCAAUCAAACUGCCAGCUGCUCCCUUCCACCGUGCACAAAGGCCGCGCCUGUUGGCCAUCAUGCCUCGAGCAAUAUGCGACUCUGAAGACGAGGAAGAAGUUCUGGUCGAAGAUGAUGAGCCCAGUCAAGAACAGUUCAGAAGCAGCAACUUCAGCUACAGCCAGACACUAGACCUCGCCAACCAGAUAUUGCAAAGCACGCAACCACUCGAGGAAGCCAACAACAACAGCAGCCUGUCCACAGGCGAGAUCAAAAGACGGAUUGCCGAUACCACCGGCUUCUUCAGCUCCACCGAAGAUUCGAAGAUGGCUGCACCGGCAUCCGCUGCUGAGCAGAAGCUGAGUAGACGGCAUACAAAUGCCAAUGCCUCUGCGGCGUCUCCGAUGCCUCCCAGAGGGCUCAAACGAACGCAAACGACCUAUGGCAAGGCCAAAAGCAAGAGCCAAGGCUUACCAAAUCCAGCAGCCGAAGCAGCGGCUUUCCAGGCUCUGAACAAUGAUGAGCGAGCAUCUCAGGAGUCGUUAGCCUAUCUACAAGACUCCGACACGCCUAGGACCACAAGUGGCCUCCCAGCUGGUUCUAUACUCCAGGACUUCCAGGAGCACAAUCCCAAUGCCCUUUUUCCAACGAAUCCCGAGAGCACGAUCGAGAAUAAUGCAUCCUCGCAGCAGCGCAUGCUAGAAAUGGUACACCAGCCGCGAACGAACGCGGGUCCGGGGGCUCAUAAGUCUUCAAAUGAGUCGCAAGAGCAGCAUUCAAGUUUCCCAUGGUCCGCGUCCGGGCGGCAAACACAGACGCCUAAAGUGGACCAGCGCAUCCCACCCCUGUCACACGACCCGACUGAUAAUGAGCUCAACGAGGGCGCGGCGGAGACAACAGAUGUGCUCCUACAUGGUCAGAUUGACACUGCUCCUGUAUCGGCAGUGGCCGCGAUUGAUGCGGCUGGUGAAAUGCACGGGGAGAUGAGGGAUGGCGUUGGAAAUGAGUCUCAGGCCUUUAACAUACCGUCGAUCUCUACAACGGAGCAAGCUUCAGACUCGAGACGGGAUCAAGUUGCAGUCGUUGUGACACAGCACAAGGCAAGCAAUUCGAAGCCCCCGCCAAAAUCAAGCCCGAUGGUCAUCAUCCCACAUCUAGAAUCUCCACGCGAAGAACAGAUGGCUAGUGUGCAGAAGCCAUCUCGAACUAGAAAGAGGAAUGUGGUGGGGUCGGAGCCAGAUCACGGCCAGCACCAACGCUCUGAGUCACCAAACUCUGACGAUUGUGACGUGGGACUGCCCAAAGAGCGGUAUGUGCCACGACUCAGUCGACGCAGAGCUACAGCUGUGGCAGAUCCAGUAGACUCUGCCUUGCCCAAGAAGGCAGCGAAGCAGCGCCGCGUGACGGAAGGGGCUCCUGUUGAUAGCGCAAUUCACGCUCCUCCGUCCUCUGAGAAAAAUGCCAAGCUGAAGUCAAAGGUGACAACAAGCACUGAAUCGUACAGUCCGAGGUACACUGCUAGCACCAGCCGAAGUGCUCGGAAAGAUGAGGAUGCAGAUCUCAAGGCAGCCAUCGCAGCUAGUCUACGCGACAUGGAACAGUCUUCGGUGAGCAAGCCGACAGUCAUUGAGGCUGAUGACCCGUCCUCUAAGCCGGCAGAUUGGAAGGAACCAGACAGGCCGAGUGGCGAGGAUGUAUCGCCACUUAGCUCCCCUAACACGUUGAGGAGUACGAUAACAGCGACUUCGUCUGCCGCGCCGAGGGACGAGGUACAGGACAUGGCAAGGCCUUCGCAGUCUGCGCCAAAAGCUAUACAGUUAUCUCCAGUGAAGAUGCUGCCACCCUCAUUACCCGCCUCUUCUACGCGACGCUCUCCUCGUCGAUGCCAUACAACUAUCUUCGAGGACCAUGCCUCUGGGCGAUCGCCGACAUUGAGCCAGCUGCAGGCGGGAAGAAUCGCGGCUGCUGAGCCUCUACCAAACCCAACUCUGUCGAACAAGCGAAAGCGUCGCACUAUCAUGCAGAAUGGUCUAGAUGACGAAGAUGAGCUCGCACAGGAAUCGGCUGCUCAUAAGCCCGACCCUAAGAAGCGUAGACGCCCUUCCAAGGCCGAGAAUGUGGGCAGUCUGAAGGCUGCUCAGGAGGUGCUCGACGAGUCCGAAGAUGACAUGCCUACCACGAAUGGGCGAAAGUCAAGGUCUAAUGCACCAAAACUGGCAGACUCGGAGCCCGAGAGACGCGAAGAUGCACAAGCGCCGCUCACGCAGCGGGGCAAGAGGCCUGGAACGUUAGAGAAGGUUCUUGAUGACGAUUCAGGGGACGAGCUUGAGCCACUUGAUUUAGACGAGGUGGUUGUCAAACCUGUUAGGAAGAGAGGCCGGCCACCUAAGGCGAAGGCUAAGGUGCAUUCUGAAUCCGAGGCCGAGCCUGAGCUGGACAAUGAUAAUGAUGAGGACUUCGAGGGUCAGACGAAGACGAGAAAAGCUCCUGGCAGGCCAGCGAAGGAAAACACCCAGGGCAGUGCAACACAGGAGCCUGUUUCCAAGAAUACCAAGACUGCUCUUGAGCCGAAGGAUGCCAAUGCAAACACUGCGCCAAACAAAGCUCCAACCCCUGUAAAAGUGCUUACGCCUGCGCCGUUGGUCGACGCAACCGCCACAGAGCCGGAAGCCAAGUGUACCACUCCUGCGCCAGAUGUGAAGCCCAAUUCCAACAGUCAUUCGCCAAUCAAAAAAAGUGCAAAGGGAAUACAUCGUGUGGGCUUGGGACGCAGACAGCGAGUGCAACCAUUGCUCAAGAUAAUCCGUCCUGACGCAAGGACUCGCAGGGAAGACGCAUCUCGUGUGACUACCAUUACCAGCGUUGCCGAGCUUGAGGCUAAGUGGAAUGAAGCGCCAGAGUGAUGGCUUGAGAACUCUUCGAUGUUUGUGUUUGCAAAGGAGCAGUGGUGCUGAAGGUGUGCGCAUCGCUCCAAUCUAUGGGCUACGGCCAGAGGUCAACUACCUUAUGAUUACGACGUAUGUAUGUGUACUUGUUCGACAGAGAUACC